AUGUCAGAAAUCAAAGGAAGGCGCAUGCUCUCUCUAGGAGUUUCUAUCCGAAAAGACCCCGCGCGAGCCACCCGCGUACAAAUGACAGCAUUUCCCCCGACCACGCCAUUCCAGUUUGCACGUUCCACCGCAUACAAUAAUGUACAAAUAAGACAGACCAUCGCCAAAGCAGCAACAACCAUCGCAGCAAAGACACCAACAAUGCUCAAACAAACCACCCACCUCCUCAGAACAACCCCAACCAUCACCAGAUACCCAAUCCACCAUUUACGAAAUCUACAAACAACAACACCAAGAGCAAUGUCCCUCCUGCCACACCACCCCCGUCCCGUCCCCUCCCUCCUGCGCGCCUUCACAGACCUAGACAACUAUCUCACGACAUCCACCGCUACAGAUUCUCUAUUCGCAAACUCCCCGCGCUUUGACCUCCGCGAAACAAAAGACGCGUAUAUCCUGGAUGGCGACCUCCCCGGCGUCAAGAAAGAAGACGUCACGAUUGAGUUCACUGAUCCUAGCACGAUGAACGUCAGGGGUCGCAGUGUGCGCAGUACGGAGGGUGAGGAUGGGAACUGGUGGUUCUCGGAGCGCACGAUGGGAGAGUUCCGUCGCUCGUUUAGUUUCCCGGCCAAGGUGGAUCGGGAGCAUGUGGAUGCGAAGUUGACGGAUGGGGUGUUGUCGAUUCAAGUGCCAAAGGUUGGCGGAGAGGUGGAGGAGGAGAGGAAGGUGAUUGAUAUUAAGUAG
Molecule: messenger RNA, 741 nt
Organism: Aspergillus luchuensis
Lineage: Eukaryota; Fungi; Ascomycota; Eurotiomycetes; Eurotiales; Aspergillaceae
Product: Hsp20/alpha crystallin family protein
Exons: 1
Coding region: 1-741 (246 amino acids)
Biological process (GO): protein folding; protein complex oligomerization; response to heat
Source: RefSeq, a predicted model, not a curated record